Molecule: messenger RNA, 1981 nt
Organism: Eupeodes corollae
Lineage: Eukaryota; Metazoa; Arthropoda; Insecta; Diptera; Syrphidae
Gene: gcm
Product: transcription factor glial cells missing
Exons: 2
Coding region: 128-1666 (512 amino acids)
Biological process (GO): regulation of transcription by RNA polymerase II; gliogenesis
Cellular component (GO): nucleus
Molecular function (GO): RNA polymerase II cis-regulatory region sequence-specific DNA binding; DNA-binding transcription activator activity, RNA polymerase II-specific
Source: RefSeq, a predicted model, not a curated record
UCGUUGGGUUCGGACGUUGUACCUUCUGUUAAACCGAUUUUAAAAAAGUUGGAUAUAAAAAUAAGGAAAAAAAAACAAUUCUUAGUGUUUUUUUUAAUAAAUAAAAGAAUCAGAACAUUUCGGAGACAUGGUGGUAAUAAGUUCGUUUACAGUGCUUGACGGUGGCUCUAGUCCGCCACCAACAAAGUCACGCAUUAACAUAGACUGGGAUAUUAAUGAUACAAUUGUGCCAGCGGUUAGUGAAUUUGAUGAAUUUAACGAGUGGUCCAAUGGACAUUGUCGCUUAGUGUAUUCGUCGACGAGUGAAGAUGCCAAGAAACACGCGUCUGGAUGGGCAAUGCGAAAUACCAACAAUCAUAAUGUUAAUAUUUUGAAAAAAAGUUGCUUGGGUGUUCUUUUGUGUACGGCAAAGUGUAAGCUACCAAAUGGAAAUAGUGUUCAUUUGAGACCGGCUAUUUGUGACAAGGCUCGGCGGAAGCAACAAGGAAAACAGUGCCCUAAUAGAAAUUGUACAGGCCGUCUUGAGAUACAAUCAUGCCGAGGCCAUUGCGGAUAUCCAGUGACACACUUCUGGCGUCAAGCCGGCAAUGCUAUAUUUUUCCAAGCCAAAGGGACACACGAUCAUCCUCGGCCCGAAGCAAAGGGAUCCAGUGAAGCUAGACGUCUACUUGGAGGUGGAGGUCGUCGGGUAAGAAGCUUGGCAAUGAUGCUUGCUAGAGAUGCUGCCUUAAAUAAUAAGCUCUGCAGUCUCCGAGGAACCAAACGUACAUCGUCGAAAAUCCCAAGCAUUAAUUUCUCGUCUAAGAAAAAGUGUCAAUGUCCAGUUUCAAGUUGUAUGUGUAGUUCAAUUGUGCCAAAUGUUACCCCAUUGAUCAGUGAAUCUUCAAGCUAUACAUCAUCAGAUGGGACAGUUUAUUCAUGGCCAAAUACGAACGAACACUAUAAUGCACAAUCGCCCAUGUACCACCAGCACCACAAUGUCCACAGUCAAAAAGACACAAUCAAUGAAAUUAAUUAUUACCAUAAUUCUGGGCCGAGUCAGAAUUACUAUUCAUCAGCAACGGCAGGCUCAAAUAACAUGUUCUAUCAAUCGGCACAAUCCAUGGAUCAGAGCCAAAUUGCGAGCAGUCAGUUAAAUCCCAAAUGGCUAUAUGAGAGUUGUGAUGAUACCUCUAGUCUAACUUCAACUUCCUCUGCGAGUAGCUCAGAUGAUUACUACCUGCCAACUGCUCUGACUGACAUGAAUAACAGCCAGCUAUGCCAGAUGAAUAGCAGUAACUUCUCAGCAAACAACAACGUUUUGGAUACUUUUAAUUCGUUCUUCGAUGAAAAUAUCUACAACACAGUGUAUGAUAAUACAACAACAACUGCCAACCCCAACUUCGUUGAUCCAAAUGGAUCAUUCUCACAUCAAAGUAUCUCACCCUCCACCGGAGCCGCCUAUUCCGAUAACUACCAGACCUAUUUCGAGAACAGUAAUCAGGUCAAGCAGCAACCCCACCAAUCCCAAUACCAACAGACAAAUAGUGGUCAUUCAAGUCCUGAUUUUUUCUACAGCAACACUGGUCGUGACAAUGUUUGGAACAUUCAAAUGGACACGACUAACCUCUAUCAGAGUCAUCAGUUCCAAUCUCAUCAGCCAGAUGAAGUAACGGGAGUGUUUUAAAACAUGGAUCUCAUUUUUCUUAUAAUUUUAUUUAUUUUUUUUUUAUUUCAAAGUAUGUUUCUAUAUUAGAAAAGAAUUUUUCUAUUUGGUCGUAAUAUUUGUGUUUUAAACGUAAGUCUUAAAGUACAGUGCCUGUAAGUUGGUGUUUUUUAUGUUUGGUGGAUUAUUAAAUUUGUUCUAGUCACAUUCCAAUAAAACAUAAUAAUUAAUAGAAUCAACAUCCGAUUUCUUGUCAAAACAUUAUAAAAUAAAACAAAAGAAAAAUAAACAAAUCCCAGUCUAAGUGUUAAGUUAAGUUAUUAAUUAUCUAUACUU